AUAACAAAUGUGUUGUAUAAGUGAUGAUGUGUCACAAGUGCACACUCACAUAAAUAAAAAAUAUAAAUAUAUAUGUUUUUAUAAAACCUGAUAUGAUUUACGAUAUAGUAUCGAUAAUACCCGACAGCUGUUAUUGUACAGACAGUACUGACUCAUAAUAUAUAUAUAUAUAUAUAUAUAUAUAUAUUUAUAUAUAUAUUCAAAAAAAAUAACAGGUUAUGUUGUGAUAGUGUCACGAUGGAUAAUGAACAAGUUGGAAAUAAUAAUAAUAAACAUAAUUGCAAUAAUAUUUUAAAUAAUAAUAGUGACAAUAGUAAAAAUUAUGACGAGCAAAUAAAUAUAAUGGAUAAAAAACAUAUAAGAUUUCGUAAAUCAUUUAAUUGUGAUGGUAAUCAACGUAUUGAGGGAUUGAAAUUUGAUAAUUAUUCAGAUAAUAAUAAUUUUAAUCAUAAUCAUAAUAAUCAGGAUCACGAGGACGAUAAUGACGGCGAGGGCAGUGGGGAAGGGGAAGGGGGAGAGGAAGAAAGUGAGAGAGAGAAAAAAUUUAAAAAAGGUGUGUCAUUCUUUGGGUUCAUCAAGACCGAGCUGACGAGGGGCUACGAGUUGGAAAAUGACGAGGAAAGAUUUUCAGCGAGAAGGGAAAAAAUUUAUUCGUUUAUUAAAAUACCCAGGGAGGUGGAGAAGUUCAUGACCUAUGGAUUCCUGCAGUGUGCGGAUUCAUUUCUAUUUGUCUACACGUUUCUACCUCUACGGUUUAUAAUGGCACUGUGGGCCAUAAUAUCUCGAUCUCUAGGAUAUUGUUUCAGAGCAACGAAUUCAAAAAAAUCCGAACGUUUUUUACGACCAGCAGAAAUGUGUGACUUAUUAAAAGGAAUAGUCGUAAUAAGUUGUUGCGUAGCGACAACCAAAGUCGAUACUUCGAUAAUGUAUCACUUGGUAAAGAGUCAGAGUGUAAUAAAACUGUACAUUUUUUACAAUAUGUUGGAAGUGGGGGACCGACUAUUCAGCGCAUUCGGCCAGGACACAAUCGACGCACUUCUCUGGACCGCCACCGAACCCCAAUCACGAUCUCGCUCCCGUCGUCGUCAACACUUAGGCACACUACCUCAUUUACUAUUCGCCAUCACUUAUGUCAUAUUGCAUAGUAUUUUAGUUUUAUUACAAGCGACGACAUUAAAUGUCGCUAUUAAUAGUAGUAACAAAGCAUUGCUGACUAUAAUUUUGUCAAAUAACUUUGUCGAGUUAAAAGGUUCCGUUUUUAAAAAAUUCGACAAAAGUAAUUUAUUCCAACUGUCAUGUGCGGACGUACGUGAAAGAUUCCAUCUUCUGAUGCUGCUACUGGCCGUUAGUUUGCAAACGAUGAAAGAGUACGCGUGGAAAAUGGACCGCCUUUAUAUUUUAUUGCCUGACUGCAUCGUUUUAUUGGCUGCUGAAUUAAUAGUCGAUUGGAUAAAGCACGCGUUCAUAACCCGCUUUAAUGAGUUGCUGUCAACAGUUUACAGAGACUACACACUGAGCCUGGCGUACGAUAUGGCCCAGACCCGUCAAGAAACGGCAUUUUCCGAUCCCUCGGACCUAGUGGCGCGACGAAUGGGCUUCAUUCCCCUCCCCCUUAGUGUCGCAAUGGGCCGCGUGCUGUUCUCGACUCUUUCAGCAACAUCCCGACCCUCAAACUUCAUUCUCUUCUUCAUAGGCUACCUUAUCCUCUUCGCGCUGCGUAUCCUUAACAGCCUAAUAAUUCUAGGAAAAGCCUGUGAUCUCAUCGCUUCCCACUCCGCGAGCACGAACCAAAAAUUCACCGACAAAACCCGAAAGAAUAACGUAUUUAAUCGAACCCUCAGUGUCGACCACACGAACAUCUACACACACAAUCACGGUGCCAAUAAUAACGACUUUGGACCCGUAGCGCCCCUGAUUGUGUUAAAUGACAAAGAAACUAAAUCAGGAGUCGCCAUUUUGUCAAACAGCGCCACUAGUUUGACGAACGUAUGCUUCGAUGACGGUCUCAAUGCCGACAAAAAAAAUUGUGAGGCUUCACAGUCAUGUAAUGACGUUAAUCUAGAGGUUAAAACGGUCAUGCGAGCCGAAAGUGAACCUCUGUUGCCUUAAUUUUGUCUUUCGGAGACUCUAGAGCCAUCUACGUGCUUUUUGAGUUAUUUUUUUUCAAUUCUCUACUCUACAGAAUCAUUAAUCUAACCCAUAUCUACCCGUUGCCACUAAUUUAAAAUCAUUUUGAUUCCUAAACAAAAUGGCCGCCACCAGAUGCCACGAAAUGGCCGCCCGUGACUUCAAAGCUUCUAAAGCCGAUAUUUCCGUCAAUUAUCAACUGAUUUAAAUCAUUUUUUUUUUAAAUUAAAGCCUCAAUGUUCCUCUAAACACCACAACAUCAAAAUUCAUUAACUUUUUUAUUUUACUAAUUUUUUUUUUUGACUUUAAAUGGAAAAAAAUUUUUUUAAAAUCAUCUGACUUUCUUUUGCGGACUAACAUAAUUUUAAAUUGGAAUUUUUUAUCUAAAAUUCAUGAUCAGGGAUAUCGAAAAAUGUUUUCUGAGUGAUUUGUAAAAAAAAAAUUUUUUUAAUCCAUCAACGAGAUUUUAAAUUCCGCCAUUUUGAAUUUUGGCGCCAUUUUGUCAUGCCUAAGAUGAACAAUACUCGGGAGGAAUUUCGAUUAAUUUCUUUUGAAUUUCCCGGGUGAUUUUAUUUAUUUUCGAGGUACGUAGAGCUCUGGAGACUUAUGAUUGAUUAAAAUAAUAGAAUAUUAGUUAAUUUUUGUUGUAAAGUGUACAUAUAUAUAUAUGGGAAUUUUUAUAUUUAUAAGAUCGUGUUGUUUGAUUAUUUAAUUUUUUUUUUAUUGCUAUUUUUUUUUUUUUAUACGGAA
Molecule: messenger RNA, 2877 nt
Organism: Microplitis demolitor
Lineage: Eukaryota; Metazoa; Arthropoda; Insecta; Hymenoptera; Braconidae
Product: protein TAPT1 homolog
Exons: 7
Coding region: 238-2109 (623 amino acids)
Biological process (GO): positive regulation of cilium assembly; maintenance of protein localization in endoplasmic reticulum
Cellular component (GO): ciliary basal body; endoplasmic reticulum membrane
Source: RefSeq, a predicted model, not a curated record